UCAUUGGCCUCGGGGACCGGGCUCGGGCACAAGAUGGCUGCUACGCGCCGGGAGUCCCCGAGUCCGAGCUCCCCGACCUCGGAGUCGCGAUCCCCGGAGCUGCCGGACCUGGUCCUGGUGUCCGAUGAUGGCCGCCCCGCCACUCCCCCGAGUGACCUCAUCGAGAUCCAGGUGGUGAAGGUCACGGACACCACGCUGGUCCCCGAGCCCCCCGAGCCGGGCUCUUUCCACUGUGCUCUGUGCCCAGCCGCCUUCCGGCUGGUGUCCGAGCUGCUUUUCCACGAGCACGGCCACUUGGAGGGCGCGGCCGGCGGAAGUGUCCGUGCUCCCACCUCACUGGCAGAGCUGCAGUACUUCACCUCUUCCUCAUCUAGUCAAUUUCCUGAUGUUCAGUAG
This is a messenger RNA of Fukomys damarensis (Damara mole-rat), 396 nucleotides long. It is a transcript of the gene Znf784, whose product is annotated as zinc finger protein 784. The coding region runs from base 34 to 396 and encodes 120 amino acids. The transcript has 3 exons. NCBI's taxonomy places the organism in Eukaryota, Metazoa, Chordata, Mammalia, Rodentia, Bathyergidae. The record is from RefSeq and is a predicted model, not a curated record.